AUGCAGGCUCAAAAUAUCUCUACCAUAGUUGCUGUCCUUGAAAGAAAGACUGUUAUAUCUCUUGACAUGGGACUGUAUCUUCCUGCUAAAAAGCUCCAGAUGGCUCGAAAUGACUUAAACCACCUCAUUCUCCGUCCCGGUCACGAUGAGUUGCACAUUGUCAUGGCCAUGCAAAGGACGAUCGGUGCGUACAUUGAUAGUAGUGGGAUCGAUAUGUGUUGGAUAGAAUCAGAACUGUACGGCCCCUCCACUGUUAAGCAGAUUCUCGAUGGUAAUCAUGUUAAAAGAGGUGAAAAAGCGCACAUGAUCACCUUACAGGCAUGGUUUCCAUUGUGGGAAAUGGGUGAUGGGUUUCCUGAAACUUUGCCAGAACGGCGCCGGUGUCUUGAAAAUUUAUCAAGAGAAUUUAUUGAAGCAUUCAGAGAGGGCACGAAAGAAAGAAUAGAGAGAGCCCCACCCUUCGUGGGCGCCUUUAUUUCCUCGAAAGUCAUUGAAAAGGUGUUAGAGUUCGACACUGCAAACAAUAGAAGUCCUUUGUUUGUAGUGAUGCGACACUAUAUGUGCAUGAUAAUGAAAGUAUUUGCCUUUAUCAGAUCAGUUCGAAGCGGUAACUGGAAAUUGCAUCUGACCACACUGGAACAGUUCACAGAGUCCUUCUUUGCCCACAACAGGCUCAAUUAUUCUCGUAUGAUUCCACUAUAUCUUGCUAAGAUGGCUUCCCCUGAAGCAUCAGAUCCCUAUAUUCACCAAGAGUUCAUGAAUGGAAAUUGGGUUAUCAACAAGAAUAAUAGAGUUUCUUUCUGUGCAGUUGGAGCAGACAACGCCUUAGAGCACCUAAACCGUUCCAUGAAGGUGUCUGGAGGACUGGUUGGUAUUACACAGAGUGAAAGGGCCCGAGCAAAGUUUUCCCUGAUUGCUCCAGAGUUAGCAAAGCUAGCUUCAGAGGCAAUAUCCUUGGCUGGCGUGUCUUUGCACACUCCAGAACAACAUCAUAACCUUUCCGCUGCUAUUGUAGCAAGGUGUACAGAAGUUAAUAGCAGCAAUUAAGAGCUUUACAAAUGCUUUUUCGGUAAGCAAGGAUUCAGCUUCUAACAAUGACCUGUAUAAUCUGGUAACCAAAGUGGUCAUGUCCAACGAAAUCAAGUACGACUUGUGUCAACAGAGUGAAACAGGUAGAAAACUGUUCAACACUUUUGCAGAUGAAAACAGGAAAGGUUAA
This is a messenger RNA of Porites evermanni, 1219 nucleotides long. Lineage: Eukaryota; Metazoa; Cnidaria; Anthozoa; Scleractinia; Poritidae. The record is from the annotation of a GenBank genome assembly.